Alternaria alternata is the source of this 1685-nucleotide messenger RNA. RefSeq lists its product as hypothetical. The record is from RefSeq and is a predicted model, not a curated record. The transcript is spliced from 3 exons. Bases 1 to 1314 code for a protein of 437 amino acids. Gene Ontology annotation, cellular component: membrane. Gene Ontology annotation, molecular function: acyltransferase activity, transferring groups other than amino-acyl groups. Lineage: Eukaryota; Fungi; Ascomycota; Dothideomycetes; Pleosporales; Pleosporaceae. Gene Ontology annotation, biological process: polysaccharide biosynthetic process.
AUGGUCACAAAAUUAGUCCCUGCGGGCCGGGAGAUCUGGUUGGAUGGACUCCGCGGUAUUGCCGCAGUCAUUGUUGUUUGGUUCCAUAUGACAACUGGAAAGCUUGCCACACCUUAUCGAUCUUUCUGGGACUUACCAGCAUCUGACAAUCGACAACUAAUCCAGGUCUUACCCUUUCGAAUCUUCUUCUCCGGACCUGGCAUGGUCGACAUCUUCUUUGUGGUAUCUGGAUACUCCAUCUCCAUUGGCCUGAUCAAAUUUCGUCACGAGGGUUCCAUGGCCAGGUUCUACCAGAGAUUGACAAGCAGUGUGGUCAGAAGAAUGUUCCGAUUGUGCUUCCCAGUUGCAAUCAUGAUGCUAGGAAGUCAUGCGCUGUACUAUACUGGGCUUUACACUAUACCUUUCAAAGAAGGCACAGGAUGCGCAGGCGCACACCCAUGGGAGUCUCCGAUCCCACAUGUUCAGUGCCUAGCACGAUCUUUGGUCAGCAUCAUAAACGUGGAGAACAUCCAAAAUCUGACCCUCAAUGAUCACUUCUGGACAAUUCCCGUUGAGAUACGUGGCUCUAUGAAAGUAUACCUGACACUGCUUGGACUAUCAAACGUCCGCAAGACAGCAAGAAUUCUCAUCAUAGGACUACUUUGUGUACGAUCAUGGUGGAAUGGUACACCCGAGUUUAUGGCCUUCUUUGCAGGAGUCUUGUAUGCAGAACUCAGCGCUUCCGUGUCAUUUGGACAGCACGAGAUACUCCCAUCCAAGACUGUACUGAAUCGACUGUCGUCCUUGUCGAUAUAUUUGGCUUUUCUUUUGGGCAUCUACCUCCUUUGUCUACCCAUACGAAUUCAGUCUGAGGGUACCAUUGACGCAAACUUCCCACCAGACUGGUUCUUUCUCGAAUGGUGUCCUCCGCUCCUAUGGUGGAACACGGAAACCACAAUGCGCACAUGGCAUACAUUUGGCGCUAUUUUGGUUGUUGGUAGUAUGCGUGUUCUACCUCGACUUCGAGCACCUUUUGAAACUAGGGCUGCGCGAUUCCUGGGCCAUAUCUCUUUUAGCUUGUACCUUUGUCAUCAGACUGUUCUUCGUAUCAUGCUACACUGGUCUUUACAUUGGACGAGCUUGUGCAUUACUGGCGUGAGUUACUUCGAAGCUCAUCCACAAAGAAAGUGGGGCAUAGUAUUUGUGGCAUGGAUGUUGACAACUCCCUUGAUGACAGGAGUACUGCUGCUGAUAAGUGUCUAUAUGGCAGAAUUGGUCGAUCGAAAAAGUAUCUCUGUAGGCCUUUACAUGGAGAGACUACUAUGUAGAUUAUGAAAUUACAAAAAUGCGAUACGCAUUUGGUAUCAAUGUACUGUGUCUCAAAAUUAUAUCCAAGAUAUACCGCAGUAGUUGGCUUUAUGCUGAUGGAAAAGCAGAAGAACCAAGACGCGACUGGGCGCGAUAUGAUCUGCGGAAAGCUACGAGUACCACGACGUCUGCACAUAAGGAGGCAGACGCCGAGAAGGGUGAGAAAGCAUCCGAGACACGCUCAAUAAAGCAACGAAGCCAUGCUCUGGACGCAUCGUGAUGUAUGACUAAUCGGCUUUGGCGGGGUACGAUGGCGUCACGCGUCCGGACGCGUUCAUUCAACACUGCACUCUUCUUUCGCAUUAUCAGCGCACGAGAUGUCACGUUAAAACAUAUCU